CUCCCUCUCUGGCUUCCUCCCUCUUUCCACCUCCCUCUCUGGCUUCCUCCCUCUUUCCACCUCCCUCUCUGGCUUCCUCCCUCUUUCCCCCUCCCUCUCUGGCUUCCUCUCUCUUUCCCCCUGACUCUCUGGCUUCCUCCCUCUUUCCCCUUUGACUGUCUUUUAUUCUUCCUGCUGGACACCUUCAUUUUCCGUCCGUCCGUCCGUCCGUCCGUCUGUCUGUCUGUGUCUUUGUCUCCUCUCACCUCCCCUCCCUCCCCCUUCCCUCCUCUCCCCGCUCAGAGUGAUGACAUCACGAACAGCCGGUAUAAAACCGACCAGUAGGAUUGCAGCAUAGCAGUCUCUCUGUCCCUCUCUCUCACUCACUCACUCUCUCAUUCUGUUUCUGCUCUCUCACUCCCUCUCUCAUUCCUCCACACCACUGCUAACAACAUGGCUGAGGCAUUCACAGGCACAUGGAACCUGAAGGACAGCAAGAACUUUGACGAAUACAUGAAGGCUCUGGGUGUGGGCUUUGCAACACGCCAGGUUGGCGGUAUGACCAAGCCCACCACCAUCAUCGAGGUAGCUGGAGACACAGUCACUCUGAAGACACAGAGCACCUUCAAGAACACCGAGAUCUCCUUCAAACUAGGAGCGGAGUUCGACGAGACCACCGCCGACGAUAGGAAAGUCAAGUCCCUAAUAACGAUAGACGGUGGUAAGAUGGUUCACGUGCAGAAGUGGGACGGCAAGGAGACCACUCUGGUCCGUGAAGUCAGCGGCAACGCCCUCGAACUGACUCUGACUCUGGGUGACGUCGUCUCCACACGCUCCUACGUCAAGGCCGAGUGACAACAUUCCCCAAAAAACUGCACUACCCUUUGCCACACCUGCCCCCAAAAACAACCCUACCCGACCCCCACCGCAACGACCUCUAACCCAUCUGACCGAACCCCUGACUCCCCCUGCUGUCCCGUCCUUCUCUUUGUAGUGUUUCUCUUCUGUAUGAAACACUGAAUAAAUUCCACUUAUGUUUUUUUUUCUCUAAAA
This is a messenger RNA of Oncorhynchus kisutch (coho salmon), 1032 nucleotides long. It is a transcript of the gene fabp3, whose product is annotated as fatty acid binding protein 3, muscle and heart. The record is from RefSeq and is a predicted model, not a curated record. The coding region runs from base 433 to 834 and encodes 133 amino acids. Gene Ontology annotation, molecular function: lipid binding. NCBI's taxonomy places the organism in Eukaryota, Metazoa, Chordata, Actinopteri, Salmoniformes, Salmonidae. The transcript is spliced from 4 exons.